GAGCAUAGUACCCUUCUUGAAGAAGUAUGGAAUAGACCCUGCCACUGGGGAGAAAUUGAAUGCCAAAGAACUGACCAGGCUCAAUUUUCAUAAAAAUGCUGAUGGGAGUACCAUUGCCCCUGUGACAUUUAAAGUUUUCAACGAGAACACUCAUAUUGUGGCUGUUAAACCAACUGGCAAUGUAUUUGCAUAUGAGGCUGUGGAGAGGCUGAACAUGAAGGCCAACUUCUGGAAGGAUCUGAUCUCGGACGAGCCGUUCACCAGGAAAGAUCUCAUUACAGUUCAGGACCCUUCCAAUCUGGACAAAUUCAACAUUCAGAAGUUCUACCAUGUACAGAAGAAUCUCAAGGUCACAGAGGAUGAUGAAGACAAUAUUCAGCAAGAUCCUAAAAACCGACUGAAGACCAUCAACGCUGAGACCAAAGACAUCCUUGAAACACUGGAGCGUGAAUAUAAAGCACCGGAAAAGAUUGCGGAAAACAAGAAAGUUGCUGACAGGUUCAAUUCUGCCCACUACUCUACGGGUGCUGUUGCCGCCUCCUUCACCUCCACAGCCAUGGUGCCCACCACUCAACAUGAAGCAGCAAUUAUUGAUGAGGACAUCAUUAGAUAUGCACGAAUCAAAAAGAAGGGCUACGUGCGACUGGUGACCAACUAUGGACCUCUCAAUCUAGAAUUGCAUUGUGACAUGGUGCCCAAAACAUGCGAGAACUUUGUCAAGCUCUGCAAGAAAGGUUACUAUGACAACACUGUCUUCCACAGACUUAUAAGGAACUUCAUGAUGCAAGGUGGAGACCCAACCGGCACUGGCACUGGUGGGGAAUCUUCCUGGGGUGGCAGCUUUAAGGACGAGUUCAAACCCAACCUGAGCCACACUGGUCGCGGAAUUCUCUCCAUGGCAAAUUCAGGGCCACACACAAACAAAUCUCAGUUCUUCAUCACAUUCCGAUCAGCAAAGCAUUUGGAUGGAAAACACAGUGUUUUUGGAAGAGUUGUGGGUGGACUGGAGACUUUGGAUGCUGUCGAGCGGUUUGAGGUUGACAAGAAAGACAGGCCUAUUAAAGAGAUCAAGAUCGAGGCCAGUGCAGUGUUUGUGGACCCGUAUGAGGAGGUGGAUGAGCAGCUGUUGAAAGAGCGGGAGGAGGAGCUUGGUCGCCAGGCAACAGCUGAGGCUGAGAAGAGAAAGCCCAAGAGUCGGAAGGAGGAGCCCACACUGGUCACGAAGACUUUCACUGCCGGGGUGGGAAAGUACAUCAACCCCACUGCUGUGAAACGACAAAUUUCAGAAGCUGAAUCAAACGCCACAAACAGCAGCAAGAAAAAAUUUAAAACUAAAACCAGUCUAACAGACUUCAGUGCCUGGUGAAUGGACUAAAACCAGUCUAACAGACUUGAGUGCCUGGUGAAUGGACUAAAACCAGUCUAACAGACUUCAGUGCCUGGUGAAUGGACUAAAACCAGUCUAACAUACUUCAGUGCCUGGCGAAUGGACUUCAUGGCCUUUAAAGUAUCAUGGUUAACAAAGAAUAUGGAUUGGCUGCUUAUAUUCAGAUUGAGAUGCUAUGCUUGGGGAAAAAUGCUGAUCAGAGAGACAAAUUCUAGGUAAAUAAAUGAUGGUCCAAUUCAAAAUGUACAAUAAUGAUAGACAUCUGGGAUAUGGAAAGUUUGUCAAUGUGAUUUAUCCCAUUUUCACCGCGACAUUGACGGUAUAACACGUUGUGGAAUAUACUUGCUUGUAUUCAACACUGUGGAAUAUACCUGUCGCGUGCACGGACUACUUUUUAAAUGACGUCAUGCGAUAUGCGCUAAAAUUAGGUCGAUAUUGUUUGGUUCAUUGAUCGAAUUUUAAGGUCACCCAUGAAAAGAAAAUGUGCAUAUUUUGCAGAAAAAAAUAUUUAUGACAUAUUCACCAAAAGAAAUGUUGAAAUAAAAUUACACGAUUUU
Messenger RNA from Dreissena polymorpha, 1944 nucleotides. Its product is annotated as RING-type E3 ubiquitin-protein ligase PPIL2-like. Gene Ontology annotation, molecular function: peptidyl-prolyl cis-trans isomerase activity; ubiquitin-ubiquitin ligase activity. Gene Ontology annotation, cellular component: catalytic step 2 spliceosome. Gene Ontology annotation, biological process: protein folding; protein peptidyl-prolyl isomerization; protein polyubiquitination. The record is from RefSeq and is a predicted model, not a curated record. Lineage: Eukaryota; Metazoa; Mollusca; Bivalvia; Myida; Dreissenidae.